CAAGGCACGGCAAGAAACCAAGAACUCCUCCGUCCGCACGCGUACGUACGGGCUCAGCUCGGAGGCCCCGACCAUGGCAGACCGGCUUCGCCUCGACAUGGAGAUAAGGGAGAAGAUCAAGGUCAGGCGUGAAGCGGGACGCUUCAGCGUGGGGAGCUCCAACUCCAACUCCUCCACCUGCUCCUCCAAUCAAGCCGCCGCCGCCGACGUUGCAAGAAACCAAGAACCCCUCUGCCCGCCGGCUCUGCGAAGCGAGGAAUUCUUCCACCACGGAUGGGAGGGCACCGCCGUCGACGCCGCCAUGGAGCCUGAAGAGCUAGCGGAGAGGAUGGAGUCCAGGCGUCACUUGCAACGCGGCUACAGUGGCUUGUUGGGUUCGCCGUCCUCCUCACCGCUGCCAUUGCCGCCAAGAUUGUGGAGUUCCGCGCCCACCUCUCCCCGGACGACGCCAUGGAGCUCGCUCCAUGACCCGCCGGCCGCUCGUGCUGCCGGAACGUCGAGCUCGUCGCCCAGGGACAAUGGCCCAUCAAGAACUGCAGCCGCCGAUGAAGCCAGGUCGAAGCAGCACCCUGCGAAGGGCCCUACGAGGUCUGACUACGUCGCGAUGAUGCGGACGGCAUUGGCCAAGUUCCAAGACGAUGCUUCCGCCGAAGAUGGCGAGGCGACGGCGGCGGCGUCGGCGGUGAUGGAGCAGGCCAUGACCGGCCUCAUGGACCUCACGUACCGUAAAGCGAAGCCCCCGGAGCUGCCUUACGAGUUCGCUACGAGAUGGCCUAUUCCUGUUGAUGAUGAUGAGGUGCUUCAAGCACGAAUAAUGAGUGAUCCUGUUAUCUUGGCUUCUGGAUAUUCUGUUGAUCAAUCAUACCACAACUACCAAAAACAGCACAGUCCACGGACAAACACAAUUACUGAUCACUCCUCGCCUCACACUCUCUCUAUUCCAAACCAUCUUCUCCACGACAUGAUUUCUGCAUGGUGCCUUGACCACUGGGAUCUUUCUCCACCUAUCACCCCUGAUGAAGGCUCCGUUCCAAUGGACUCUACAGAGAAACACAUUGAACGCAUCCUGGAGAAGUUCUCAGGAAAUUAUGCAUCACAAAUAGAGGCUCUGAAUCAGAUCCAGGAACUGUCCAAAACCACCAAAGGAGUGCAACCUUGCCUUGCCAAAUUUCCGGACCUGAUCCCAGUGCUGAUAAAUCUUAGGAAGAAAUAUAAAUCGAGUUGGACACGAGAUCUUGAGGAAGCGAGGCUCACAGUAAUCCUUAAUCUGACAUUGCACAGGCAAAACAGGGAGAUCCUAGCUGGACGGAGUGAAUUACCAGGUGCUCUAAAGAUAAUCGCUCAGAAGGCAUACAGUCUUGGUAGGCCAGCAUCAUCCCUGGCGAAGGUAGCUUCUGUUGUUGCUAUCCUGUCAGAAUUUUGCGUGUUCAGGAAAAGAAUGCUUGAUACUGGUGGAAUGAAAAUGCUUCGAGAUAUGCUCAAGAUGAAGGAUACUGUAGUGAUAACGGAGGCUGCCACUGCGAUCCUUGCACUCUGCACAGACUAUGAAAGCAAGCUAUCAGCCCAAGUUUAUAAUGUGCCUGAGAUGCUGCUGAAAUGCCACUUGUUCACUGAUGAGAUCCUGCGUCUGCUUGAUUGUGUCCCGAGAUCCCCUUAUGUCUUCAAGAAAAUCUGUAAUCAGGCUUUGCAAUUGGUGAAUAUCAUCAUGGCUGAUCAUGCAUUUGGGCCGGUGACCUCUAAGGGCAUCCACUCAGCAAUUUCCUUGGUCUACGACAUUGUUGAGAGGGAUGUGGGUAAGAUGAAGGUGCUGAAGAACAUGGAGGAUUUCAAGGAGCGGUUGCGUCAGCUGUCAUCAGAUAGAAUGCCGAUGCAGACAAUGUUCCAGGUGGAGAGCAUAAUCAGUACUCUGUCAGAGGUGUUCCCUGCUACUACGGUGUAAAGGCAAAGCCAAGAACCCAGUGGAAGCUACCUUUAUUCUCAUGGAUAGCUUGAAUCUUAUGCGCUUCUUCUGUAGAUAUGUCAGAAGGCUCAAGAUUUUUGUUCUGCUCGCUCAAUUUUUCAGAGAAGUUUGAAUUUAUUGAUUGUGUAGUAAUGUGAUGAAUCACACAAACAGUUCAAGGCACAGAUAGAUGACUUGGUUUCAGUGCCUGUUGGAGAUUGUAAGAAUUGAUUGGUAUUAGUAAUUGACCGAAUAUUCUUGUGAUUCUGUGCAGUAUCAUAUUAGUCCUGUAUGAAGAGAAAAAAUCUUUUAUCUUUUCUCUAAUGUUACAGUUGGUAUAUAAUCUUUUUCUUUGCGGGGACAAUUGGUAUAUAAUCAGUUGCUAAUUACAUUGUUUGGAACAAAGUUUCUUAUGAAACAUCUUCUAUGUGCAUCAAACUUGGGAGUUCAAUGCAACAGCAGA
Messenger RNA from Oryza brachyantha (malo sina), 2402 nucleotides. Its product is annotated as U-box domain-containing protein 73-like. The transcript has 3 exons. NCBI's taxonomy places the organism in Eukaryota, Viridiplantae, Streptophyta, Magnoliopsida, Poales, Poaceae. Gene Ontology annotation, molecular function: ubiquitin-protein transferase activity. Gene Ontology annotation, cellular component: nucleus; cytoplasm. Gene Ontology annotation, biological process: protein ubiquitination. The record is from RefSeq and is a predicted model, not a curated record.